Messenger RNA from Phragmites australis (common reed), 582 nucleotides. RefSeq lists its product as uncharacterized. Lineage: Eukaryota; Viridiplantae; Streptophyta; Magnoliopsida; Poales; Poaceae. Bases 1 to 582 code for a protein of 193 amino acids. The record is from RefSeq and is a predicted model, not a curated record. The transcript has a single exon.
AUGGGAAUUCAGAUAUCAGAGCUUAAAAUAGGAGUCGAGCCUUUCCACGGCAUAACUCCCAACUCAUCGAUCAUGCCUCUCUACCGGAUCGAGCUGACAGUCACGUUUGGCACGCCCGAUAAUUUCCGCACAGAAAAGAUGACCUUUGAUGUCACGGACUUCAAGACGGCGUACAAUGUGAUUCUAGGCCGCCCAAUGCUGGGAAAGUUCAUAGAGGUGGUUCAUUACUCUUACCAAAUGCUCAAGAUCCCGGGUCCUAAGGGAGCCAUUAUAGUCAAAGGGGAUCAGCGGGUAGCGGUCAAAUGCGACAAGCAAAGCCUGGAUAUAGUCGAACACUUUGGUCAAGUGGCUAUCAUCCCCAAGGACGCAAAUUCUAAGCAUCAAAGGCACCAAGAUGUCGUCAAGGCCAAAAACUCCAGGCUCGUAAGUCUUGCUAGCACCUCUGAUCCCGGCGAUGCUGAAGGCAAGAUCAACAAUGGCAUCAACGAUAAGAAGAUCGGUGGUUGCGUCAAGCCAGUGCCCCUCGACCCAUCUGAACCAUCUAAGAUGGUUAAGAUCAGGGCCAAUCUUGACCCCAAAUAG